Messenger RNA from Carya illinoinensis, 1204 nucleotides. RefSeq lists its product as uncharacterized. Gene Ontology annotation, cellular component: mitochondrial inner membrane. Gene Ontology annotation, biological process: mitochondrial proton-transporting ATP synthase complex assembly. The transcript has 8 exons. The coding region runs from base 139 to 936 and encodes 265 amino acids. NCBI's taxonomy places the organism in Eukaryota, Viridiplantae, Streptophyta, Magnoliopsida, Fagales, Juglandaceae. The record is from RefSeq and is a predicted model, not a curated record.
CUUUGACCCAAGCAUUAUGCGAAGUUGCGAACCCCAGUCUGCAGAGAAGAGGCUAUUAGUUCAGUGUACAGUUCUUCGUCGCAGGGUUCCUCUCUCUCUCUCUCUCACACACAGAGGCGAGAGAUUCAGAUUAAAAGGAUGCAGAGUUUGAAGCGAUUGAUACCCCGAUCUUCGUUGCUCAGUGCUCGGCUUUCGAGACACCAAGAGAAGCUCUUCCUGCUUCCUUCACAGCAUUUGGCUCAAGGGUCCUCCAUUCGCUUCCUCGACAUUUACCAGCUGGGAAACAAGGCGGCAAUCGAGAAAGAGCGUGCUCGGCUUGCAGAUGAGAUGAACAGGGGAUACUUUGCUGAUAUUUCAGAGCUCAAUCAACAUGGUGGUAAGAUUGCAACAGCAAAUAAGAUUAUAAUUCCUGCAGUGGCAGCCAUGAAGUUUCCUGGCUUAGAAGUGAACUACUCUGAUGGCAAAACAUUGAAGCUCCCUAUCACUUCCAAUGGAGAUAUGGUUGCUGCAGACAAAGCAGCCGUCCCAAAGGCAUCUUUGAUAUGUCUUUCAUUCCGAGCAAAUUCCCAGGCAAUGAUUGAUUCUUGGAGUGGACCUUUUCUUGAUACUUAUAGAAAUUCAAAUGAUGUUCAGCUAUAUGAGGUGUCAUUUAUAGACUAUUGGUUUUUAUGCUGGAACCCUAUUAAGCAGCUGCUGCUUCGGAUGAUGAAGAAAUCUAAUUAUGGAGGGAAGGAUGCACUUCAGAAGCAGAUUGUAUAUUCAUUUGGUGACCAUUAUUACUUCCGAAAAGAUCUGAAAAUUCUGAACCUUCUCACCGGGUAUAUGUUUCUUCUCGAUAAAUUUGGUAGAAUAAGAUGGCAAGGCUUUGGUUUGGCUAAUGAGGAGGAGCUGUCAUCCCUUCUUUCCUGCACAUCUCUUCUUUUGGAAGAGAAAUGAGUGAGUGACACUGACUUGUGAAAAGUAUGGGUACAGAGAAUCGUGAUGGUGGCAGUUUCAGUAAGCCUGCGAUUUUGGUUGUGAGUUAAGACGUAAAAUAACUUUGGAAAGGGUAAUGAUGCCCAUCCCUCUAGUCAACACGCCUUUACAAUCCUCACUGACGUGGCUUUCUUUUUUGUUUUUUAAUACCAACUUCUCAGCCCCAUGUCGAAACAGCACCCUUUUCCCUCCUUCGAAAAUAUUAUGCGUUCCAAAUUUGUGAUCUGAA